AAACCCAGAUUAGCAAUUUCAUUGGAGUUUUGAAUGGAUGAACUAGAAGAGAAGUCUUUUUUAGUUUUUUCAGAAAAUAUGUGAAGAUAAGCAGAAGAAUCAAGUAGUUUCCAGUCAGAAAGUUACGUCUCAGUGAAGGCGGAGCGUCGUCACUUUCGACAAGCCGACACAAACGCGGCAUUUGAAAAUUUUGAAGCUUUGUUUUUUAAACUUCUAGUUUAAGAAAGGUAAAAUGACAGCUGCAGUGGCACACGCUGGAACAGUUCUGCCUGGUCAGGAUCUCCACUGCUUCGUUUGCGAUGUCGCAGUUUCUGGUCGAUACUACACGCUAGCAACAUGUCGCACUCAAAGUACGAAAGUCAGGCUCAUUGAAAAGCUAGGACAGUUAGUUGGUGAAAGGUACAUGGUUGUCAUAUCAGAGGAUGAUAUAAUUUGUCGUGGUUGUGCUACUCUUAUUAACACACUUGAUCGCUUGGAAACUGAAAUGGGUUCUGUGCGUGGAGUAGUUUUACGGUUCCUAGAAAAGAAGUAUGCAUUAGAAGAAGGAGAACUUGUCAACAGUAAACCUACUGGUGCUCCAGCUCCACCACCCCAAAUUACUCCUUCAGCAAAUCCAGCAAGAGAACACAAACAAGAAAUGAAUCGGAAGAGAAAAGCCAUGAGUACUGAUGGAGAGAGUGAUGGGGAAGGCAAUAGCAGUGAUCACAAGAAGAACUCAAAAUCUGACACAUGGAUGCAGUGCAACAAGUGCAAAUACACUACUGAUUAUAAUGCUUUCUUGGUUCAUCAUGUCCGACAACAACAUAAAAAGAAAGAUCCGAGUCCUGCUGGACAAGAAGAGUCAGGAGAAAAUGAGAAGCAAGUUAUAAAGCGGUUUAAAACUGAAUCUGGCAAUGAAGUUGAUGUACAUGAAAACAAUGGUAUGUCCAAAUUGGAAAAUUUGGAUUCUGGUGAAGCUGAAACUGUGGAAAUGAUAGCCGCUGAAAUAAAUAAUAUGAGUGAGCCGUCGCGGAAUCAUAUUGACAGUAACAAUGGAAUGGUCUUAGCAACAGUCUCACAGUCCCAAAAUGAUGAUGGAACAACCUCAAUUGUAAUGACUCAGGGAGAGGAUGGCCAACUAAGAGCCUUGACUGAUGGUGAUAACAAUGAUGCUAUGACAAUAGAAGUUUCAGGCAUGGUCAUGCAGGGUGUUGAAGGCGUCGAGGGUGAAACUAUGUGCAUGAUGCCAAUCACAGAUGAGACAACGGGCGAACACAUUGAAGGUUCUGAGGAUGGAAAUGUAUAUGUUCAUGUGGUUGAUAUGUCAGGAGAAGAAGUUGGCCAGUUACCUCCUGGUUCUGUGGGCAAUGUUGCACGAGUAAAUGAUGACGGAACUGUUGAAAUGGUCCAAGUUAUGUGGGAUCAAAUGGUUGACAAUGCUGAUGGAGAUCCUGAUCAAGGUCAAGAAUUUACACUUGAGUAGUUUUGAAAUAAGGCAUGAUAAUGAAUGAUCAAGUGAAUUUAGUGGCAGAGUGCUGAGUUUCCAGAAUUGUAAUAUGUCUUUGACUUAAAUCUUUGUUACUUAUAAUUUUUGUAAGUACUUUUUUAAUUGUCUGUAAAUUGAUUAGGCUCUACAAUUGUAUUUUAUCAAGAUUGUGUGAUGUUCAUAAUUUCCUAGUGCAAAGAAAAACAAAACUUUAGAACUUGUUUGUAAGUGCAUUGCUUAUUUUGCUUUGUUUAUAGGCAGCGAGGAAGUAUCUGUUUCUUUUUUUUAAAUGUAUGCUCCCUUUCAUACAAAUAUGA
This is a messenger RNA of Thrips palmi, 1782 nucleotides long. RefSeq lists its product as uncharacterized. NCBI's taxonomy places the organism in Eukaryota, Metazoa, Arthropoda, Insecta, Thysanoptera, Thripidae. Bases 233 to 1462 code for a protein of 409 amino acids. The transcript has 6 exons. The record is from RefSeq and is a predicted model, not a curated record.